CGGAGCAGCAGCAGUCAGGGCGGGGCUUGACUAUAAAAUCAGAGUCUCACUUAUUCCUGAACUCUGAACAUUCCUGUCUCUCCUGUGCCAACACUCGUCCAGCUCUGCACGGAGGGCAGGAAGUCCAAAAAGUGACGACAGGAAAAUUCCAUGAUAUUUUCUUCAGUUUUCAACAUAUUUAGCUAACUUCCGAGUUAAAACAACAGAAUCUGCAUUGUCAGACCAAAUACACUCCAGCAACCAUGCCUUCAGAACUAGAGACAGCUAUGGAGUCCCUUAUCAAGGUGUUCCACAGAUACGCCUCUAAAGAAGGGCGCAGCGGCACUCUGAGCCGACGAGAGCUCAGAGAGCUGAUGGAAAAUGAGCUGUCAAACUUCCUCAAGUCUCAGAAGGACCCUGCUGCUGUGGACCAAAUCAUGAAGGACCUGGACACAAACGGGGAUGGCCAGGUGGACUUUGAAGAGUUUGUUUCUCUGGUUGUUGGACUUUCCGUUGCCUGUGAGCAGUGCUAUCAGAUGCAUAUGAAGAAAAUGGCAAAGAAGUGAAAAGCAACAACAGAAGCUGGGAGGAGAAAAAAGUGAUAAGCAUUUCAAUUUUUGUAAUUCCACCAAUUAAAUCAACUGAAGAAUUUCAAAA
This is a messenger RNA of Cheilinus undulatus (humphead wrasse), 636 nucleotides long. It is a transcript of the gene s100a10a, whose product is annotated as S100 calcium binding protein A10a. NCBI's taxonomy places the organism in Eukaryota, Metazoa, Chordata, Actinopteri, Labriformes, Labridae. Gene Ontology annotation, molecular function: calcium ion binding. Gene Ontology annotation, cellular component: cytoplasm. The transcript has 4 exons. Bases 243 to 545 code for a protein of 100 amino acids. The record is from RefSeq and is a predicted model, not a curated record.